GUCCCCCACAAUCCACUGCAAACUCCCCUGACGCCUGUGUUUACUGUGGCGUCUCUGUUGUUCAGUGUCCGUGAAGCUAAACAGGCCUUUCAACAUGGAUUCAGCACUGAAACUCACACAUAAGGUGGAAAUGAGCAUCACUGCGCUGACGUCAGACUCAAAUGAAGAAGCUGCCAUCAGGAGUUUUCCUGAGCCGUGAGGAGCAGCGACUGACAGGACGGGUGUGAGGAAGCAUCAGCGGCUCUGCAGGUCGGACAGACGCUUGAAGAGCAGAGAAGAGAAGAGUUCAGCCAACGGUUCAUCUGCAAAAACUAAAUCUAAAUGUUUUGAGUACUGUAAUAAAAUACCUUCUCAUUCACGAACAAAACAUCAUCCAUUGAUUUUGGAGGUGUUCCUCCCUUUAAACAUGGCAUUUGUGUUGCCUUUCCUCCUCCUGCUUUCCCUCUCGAUCCAGACGGGAGCUCAGCGCGUCUCCAGCGAUCUCAGAUCCCAGCCUGUUAGAGUUGUUAUUUCAGACACAUGCACACAGGACGGGGCCAGAGAGAGAGAGAUGGACUUGGACCCUGAUUCUCCUCUGGUCCUGACCCAUCGGAUCCGUCUGCUGCCCGGAUCAGGCUCAGGUUGUGGUCAGUGCGAGGUGGACUUUGCAGCCUUGCGUGAGCGUAUUGAAAGACUGGAGAAGGAGGUGUCGGAUCUGAGGCAGAAAUGUGGAGGUCCGGAUGGAUGCUGCACCUCCCAGCAGAGCAAAGGUGCGGUCUGUACCACCGCUGGUCCCUCGACUGACGAGUGUCCGGAUGACUGCAGUGACCAGGGUCGCUGUGUCGAUGGGAAGUGUGUGUGUUUCUCAGGAUUCAGUGGGCCGGACUGCAGUAUCCCGGACUGUCCUGAUGACUGCAACAGCCGGGGCCGGUGUGUGAACGGACAGUGUGUGUGUGACGCAGGCUUCAGCGGCCCGGACUGCUCUGUAAAAACAUGUCCGGAUAACUGCAGCAGCCGGGGCCGGUGUGUGAAUGGGAAGUGUGUGUGUGACGCAGGCUUCAGUGGCCCGGACUGCUCGUCCAGCACGUGUCCCGGGAACUGCAAUAACAGGGGCCGCUGCGUGAACGGCAGGUGCGUGUGUGAGGCCGGGUUUACCGGCCCUGACUGCGGGAUACGGAGCUGUCCGGAGAACUGCAACAACCGGGGACGCUGUGUGAACGGAAAAUGCGUGUGUGACUCUGGAUUCAUGGGUCAGGACUGCUCCGAGAGGUCCUGCCCCGGGAACUGCAACAGCCGGGGCCGCUGUGUGAACGGAAAAUGCGUGUGUGACUCUGGAUUCGCUGGUCAGGACUGCUCCGAGAGGUCCUGCCCUGGGAACUGCAACAGCCGGGGCCGCUGUGUGAACGGAAAAUGCGUGUGUGACUCUGGAUUCGCUGGUCAGGACUGCUCCGAGAGGUCCUGCCCCGGGAACUGCAACAGCCGGGGCCGCUGUGUGAACGGAAAAUGCGUGUGUGACUCUGGAUUCGCUGGUCAGGACUGCUCCGAGAGGUCCUGCCCUGGGAACUGCAACAGCCGGGGCCGCUGUGUGAACGGAAAAUGCGUGUGUGACUCUGGAUUCGCUGGUCAGGACUGCUCCGAGAGGUCCUGCCCCGGGAACUGCAACAGCCGGGGCCGCUGUGUGAACGGAAAAUGCGUGUGUGACUCUGGAUUCGCUGGUCAGGACUGCUCCGAGAGGUCCUGCCCUGGGAACUGCAACAGCCGGGGCCGCUGUGUGAACGGAAAAUGCGUGUGUGACUCUGGAUUCAUGGGUCAGGACUGCUCUGAGAGGUCCUGUCCGGGGAACUGCAGUAACAGGGGCCGCUGUGUGAACGGACAGUGCGUGUGCGAGCCGGGCUUCUCUGGGCCGGACUGCUCUGUAAAAACAUGUCCAGAUAACUGCAGCAACCGCGGACAGUGUGUCAAUGGGAAGUGUGUGUGUGAGAGCGGCUUUACUGGACCGGACUGCGCGUCCAGAUCCUGUCCUGGAGACUGCAGUAACCGGGGCGUGUGUAUCGACGGCCGGUGCGAGUGUGAGAGCGGCUUCACUGGACCCGACUGCUCGUCCCAGGCUUGUCCCAGUAACUGCAAUAACAAGGGCAGAUGUGUGAAUGGGAAGUGCGUCUGUGACGUGGGCUUCUCUGGUCAGGACUGCUCCAGCAAAACCUGCCCCAACAACUGCAGUAACAGGGGCCGCUGCGUGAGGGGCCGCUGCGUGUGUCGGCGGGGUUUCACGGGGCCCGACUGCAGCGAGUGUCAGGCUGGGUUCACUGGGGAAAACUGUGACGUCGCGCUGGCGGGCGUCUCUCGUCUCAGCACCAGGGACAUCACCGAGUCCUCCGUCACGCUGUCCUGGACUCCAGCGGCUGUGCAGUACGACACCUACCACAUCACCUUCACCAGCACGAAAGAAACUGAGCAGAAAAUAAGCUCCAUAAUCAGCGGCACACUGAACACGUACACUCAGGUCGGACUGGCCGCUGGACAGCAGUACAUGGUCAGCAUCACUGGAGAGAAAGAUGGCGUGAUGGGAACGGAGAGCACAACGCAAUUCACCACACUGAUCUCUGGGCCAAAAGACUUGCACGUUGUGAAGACAAGCACUACAUCAGUCAUUGUCCAAUGGGAGAAGGCGCAGGGGGAGAUUGACAGGUACGUCCUCUCCGUUGCACCCAAUCAGACAGAUGGAUCCGGCAGACUUCCAGAGUUAAACCUGCCCCCGGAGAGAGAUUCGGCCCAGAUCGAUGGCUUGCAGCCGGGCCGCUUGUAUGACAUCUCGUUAGUGGCGGAGAAAGGCGGCGACCGGAGCCGGCCCGCAUCCGUACAGGCCACUCCCGGCCCGGAGCCUCCGUCUGAUCUUGUCUUCAGCGAUGUGACCGACGGUUCUUUCACCGUGUCCUGGACCAAACCCAAGAGCAAGGUGUCUGGAUUCAAGAUCACACACACUCAAGUACAAGAAGGUGAGCCGAUCUCUGUUAGCGUGAACUCAGAAACGCUCCGUCUGGAUCUCUCAUCGAUGUCGCCCGGCUCCACCUAUGAAGUCAGCGUGAUGUCUGUGCUCGGACAAGACGAAAGCGACUCCAUCAAAGGCACUGUAACCACCUUGCCUGAUGCUCCAACAGACCUGAGGGCCAUAAAUGUCACCGACAGUAAAGCGCUGCUGCUGUGGAGACCCGCCCUGGCAACCGUCGACCAUUACAUCAUAGUGUACAGUUCAGACACAGCACCUGGAUCUGGAAUAACCAUCAAAGUCUCUGGCAAUGCAGCAGAACAACAGCUGCAGGGCCUGCGAUCCUCCACGCAGUACAGUGUGAGUGUUCAGAGCCGACGGGGAGACCUGAGCAGCUCCAGAGCGACCACAGUCUUCAGCACCACAGGUGCUGGUAAAAUAGUGGAUGGUCCUCGUGAUCUGAAGGCCAGUCAGGUGAUGCCUCGUACCGCAGUGUUGUCAUGGAAACCACCUGUAUCGGCCAUCACUGGUUACAAGCUGAGCUACUACACGGACAACCAGGACAUUAAGGAAGUAAUUGUUGAGCCCACAGCAACAGAGCUGAAGUUAAGCAGGCUGAAGCCGUCGUCCACAUACACGGCUCGUCUGCGGGCCGUGAGCGGCGGUCUGGACUCGACGGCCAUCUCCACAGAGUUCAGCACUGGGAAUCUCCGUUUCCCGUUUCCCACUGAUUGUUCCCAGGAGCAGCAGAAUGGAGUGCUGGAGUCAGGAAUCUUGGAGCUGUUUCCGCAGGGCAGAGAGGGAAAACCAGUGAUGGUUUACUGUGACAUGGAGACGGAUGGAGGCGGCUGGAUGGUCUUUCAGCGAAGAAAGGAUGGGAAGACAAACUUCUUCCGGAACUGGCGGGAAUACAGCAGUGGAUUCGGAGCACUGGAUGGGGAAUUCUGGCUUGGAAACGAGCUGCUUCACAACUUCACUAAGAUGAGUCCAAUGACCCUCAGAAUUGACCUGAGAGCAGGAGACGAGUCCGUUUACGCACGUUAUUCCUCGUUCUCCGUGGAAAAUGCAAAAAAACACUACACCAUCAGAGUCUCGGGAUACUCGGGCACAGCCGGCGACUCGAUGUCGUACCAUGACGGCCGGCCGUUCUCCACGCGGGACAGAGACCCUCAGCCGUUCAUCACGCGCUGUGCCAUGUCUUACAGAGGUGGCUGGUGGUACAAGAACUGCCACGAGGCAAACCUCAACGGCCUGUACAACACCAACAAAAACCACCAGGGAGUGAUCUGGACUGAGUGGAAAGGCAAGAAUUUCUCCAUUCCCUUCACUGAGAUGAAAUUCCGUCCCGCUUCAUUCCGGCCCUAGUAAGAGAGAGACGGGACGAGCCGAACGCUCUCCCUUCAUGGACAAAUACCUACACAUGCUCACUGAAAAGCAUCAUUAUUGCACGUAUAUCCUCACCAUCAUCAACACAUAUAUACACGUACUCCACCUGAAAUACGUCAAGGCUGUUUAUGUGUAGCCCAUAUAUUGUAUUGUACAGUUGUUGGAUUGUCUGUGCGUCGUGACGCUCCGCAGCAGCUGUAGGAAAUAUUAUGCACUGCCUUCUUCACUACGAUCAAGCUGCGGACCAGAGUCACGUAUAUCAGCUUGAACUGUCAAGAGUCUGUUUGUAUUCAUAUUGCAUUGUAUGUAACAUAUUUCAGUGUCAUUCAGAAUGAUUUCAUAAAAUAAAAUAAAAAAAACUGUAAGUGGA
Messenger RNA from Ctenopharyngodon idella (grass carp), 4721 nucleotides. Its product is annotated as tenascin-X. The transcript has 19 exons. NCBI's taxonomy places the organism in Eukaryota, Metazoa, Chordata, Actinopteri, Cypriniformes, Xenocyprididae. The coding region runs from base 407 to 4330 and encodes 1307 amino acids. The record is from RefSeq and is a predicted model, not a curated record. Gene Ontology annotation, molecular function: protein binding.